Molecule: messenger RNA, 7432 nt
Organism: Oxyura jamaicensis (ruddy duck)
Lineage: Eukaryota; Metazoa; Chordata; Aves; Anseriformes; Anatidae
Exons: 47
Coding region: 338-6877 (2179 amino acids)
Source: RefSeq, a predicted model, not a curated record
AUGGGGCAGUGCUUCAGUGAUGAAAGCCUUGAAUAGCCGGGCUUCAAAACGUGCCUGCCUGUCUGCUGACAGGGGGUAGCUGGUCCCAGAGCCCAGAAUUAAGCUUCUCUGUUUGCCAUUCUGUGAGGCGAGGGGCUGGAAGGAAAGGGAAAACUGCUAAAAUGGGUCCUGUCAGCAGCUGGACAGGGAGGGGUUGGGAAUCAGCUUGUGUAUUUAUUUAUGAGCACAUUCACAGUUUGGAGCAAUUGGCAACCACACAAGGUCCAGAUUUCACAGGUGAUUUGUUCUUCAGAAAGGAGCUUCCUCUUCUUGACUGCUUUGUCUUUUGGUCUGCCAAAUGGAAAUACACAAAAUGGAUGAAGUAUACAAGAUCUCUUCUACUGAGAAGGUCCAGCAGCUGGAAAGAGAACUAGCAGGACAGCUGGCAGAGCUGAAGGCACAAAUAGAAGACAACGGGGUACUCCAGGGAACACCAAGCAGAGCAUACAGCUCUGUUCCAGUUCCAAAGGAUGUAACUUAUUUCAGAAAAGAAAGGGAGAUAAUACUGAAAAAAGUCUUACAGGUGACAGAGGCAAAACCCCUUGUUAUUCAGGCUGAUGUCAUGCAGAGGGAGUUAGAGAGCUGCUGGAGAAGGGAGUACACAGCAGCAAGCUUGCCUCUGCUGCUGCACCAGUUUUUUACAGACAGAAUCACUCAGCUAGUCCAGAGUAAAUAUUUGCACAUGCUUAGAUGGAAGAGAUUUUGUACUCACAGCAGUGUUAUCGAGAAGCUUUAUCCUCUCUAUCAGCAGCGAGUUAGUCACAUCAUGGAGGAAUACAAUGAUGCAGUUCAGAGGGCUGCAAGACUUUCAGCUGCAAGGGAGAAUUUCCUGACAGGAAAGAAAAAUCCAGUGAAUGUAGUAACACAGGAAGAUCUGAUGAUUUACACUCAGUGGUUAGUGUGCCACUUACGCUCUCUGAAGGGCAUUCACCGUUUUCUCCAGAUUCUCCAGCAUUUGCCUUCUUCUCGUAGACUGAAUGUGGUUGAUGAGAAAUGUCCUGAUGUGAUCCCAGACAACUGGGACAAAUUAAGUGCUUUUGACAAGAAUUCAGAAUCCUGCCACAAGGACACUGGAUUCACUUUGCCACAGCACAGCACUGAAACUGAGGAGCUGAGACCCCAACUCCAGCUUCUGAUGGCUCACUUUGGUAUUGACUACAACCUUGAGGAUCUCAAGAACCCAGCCAAUGAGAUGGAGCUCUUUUCCCUGGUUGUCAAAAAAUUUAGAAGCAUCUUCUGCAAACAGCAGACAAUGAGAACAUUUCCAGUUUAUGGCACAGAGGCUUCUAGAUCAGAUAAAUGGGGCAUGUUAGAUCCAGCCAGGGCUUUGAAGAAGAGAGCCAAUUGGAUUCCCUUUUUAAAGAUUAAGCCUAAAGUAGAUCCCUGGCAGCAAAAGCUUUUGAUAAAACUAAAACAAUGGAAAAAAGCAGAUAAGAUGAUGGACCUUCAUUCAAAAUUUGUAGAGGUCUCGGACAUGGAGAGGGUGAUGGAGGGUCUCCAGAAUCAUGCAGCAGUGGUGCUCAAACAACAUCCUUUGUGGUCAAGUUCUGCCACUGCCACUCCUCAUGCCUCAGGACAGCUGAGUUACGAUCAUAUCUGGAAGGAAGUCUAUGCCUUCACUGAACAUCACCAGGAACUAAGUACUGAGGAUGAUCACACAGCAGUGGCUCACAGUGAGGAGGAUGUAGAAAACACCAGCUCCAGUAAGCCCCCAGGAUCCUACAGAAAGAGGAACGAAAGGGGGUAUAGUUAUAUGAGCACCUUGCAGCUGCUAGGAUUGGAAGAAGGAACAACAAUUGCCAACAAGGAGCAUGUGGUGACAAGAGGAACCUACCUGUCCUUUCUUCUCCUACGUCACCUGAGGCUCCGAGAGCUAAAGCGAGUAUGCCUGGGGAUCCUGAACUACUUCAGGUCUGUGGAGAGAAGUCUGACCAUCAGUACCUCAGGCCUCUCCUUCAAGGCUGGUCAUCUAACUGCCAGUGCAGAAGACACCUCCUGGGUCAGUGCUGCCAAAGGAGGCACUGGUGUUUCUGGUGGUUUGCGCUCUCAGCCCUAUAUUCACUACACGCCAGCUGACUACAAGGUCCAUAGUGCUCAGUUCAUGGAGUUUGCAGAGGUGGAAAACCAUGACGACUUUCACACUCGUGAAGAUGGAUAUAUUCACACACAGGACCAGAGUGGGGCUUACAUCAUAUAUGAUGUGGCUUUAGAGGACCUGAAAGAGCUUGAGAACCAGCUGCUGCUUGUGGCCAGUCAGUACAUUGAGAAAGAUAAAAGCAAUGUAAUUUGUGGGAAGUAUGGUGGCAGCAAAACCCUUGGCUGGGCACAUGCCUCCGUGGAUCGAUUUGCUGUGUUGCUUGACCUCUGGACCUGUGAAACUGUUCUCUUGGAAAAAAAAUGCCAGCUUUUAGAUGUUUACUUUGAAGCUUACCAACAUGCUUUGGACCCAGAGGAAAGAUUUGCUUUGGCUCAAGCAAUAACUGAUAUCAUGCAUAAACAUCCGCGGUUUGAUCUCAAGCUUGAGUAUUUUGUGAACACCUACAAAGUUGAAUGCAUCUGUUUACAACUUCAUCACCAGCUGCUGAGGGACAUAGUAAACCAGCAAAUAGAUGUUCAGAGGGACUAUGUCCACAAGAUUUGGCGGAAAGGUCAGAAAGGUGGCAUCAGUGAAUUUGGACUUCCUUAUAAUGUGAUUGCUAAGCAACUUAUCUCUCUUAACACUAGCCAUCCUACUUUGAAGAAUGUUUAUUUGCUGGAGUUUCACCCUUCUCUUGGUCUGGUGUGCUUGAUCCCCAAAGUUCUUGAGUAUGUCUACCGAGAAUUCUACAGUAUGUGUAGACCCAAAACUGCCAGUAAAGCAAUUAAUUUAGAAAAACAACUACUUCAGCUAGUACUUGAUGAGUGGCUGACUAUGGAAAAACCACAGUCUUUCUACAGCUCUCAGAUUCAAGAAGAUUUAUUUGCAGAGGUACUGAUAGAGGACCCCAUGCUGGUGCAAGAGAUUGCUUUAUCACUCUUAGAGAUGGGCACAGACAAAGAAAGAAUGGAAGGCAGAGGAAGGCAGUUCUUGAUGCUGGAUUCCUUCUCCACGCUCCUGGAGCUUGUCACACUCCGCCAUCGCUUGAUAGAAGUGGCAACAGAGAGUGCACAGUUAGCCAGGUUAUAUAAGGCUUUUGCAACUGAAACAGGUUUUGGGGAGUUCCAUUUGUAUCUGAGGCCAGCACACUUUGAAUCUGCAGUUCACAAGGAGAAAGCAGACCAUCUCCCACCAAUCUUCAUUACCUCUCUCCUGGAAGAUGACAGCUGUGUUGACAGAUAUAUCCCAUCUAGCUUACCAUUAAGCAUUCAAGAAAUCGACAGUCAUAUCGGAAAGUUUAGUUUUCGUACAAGAGAUGCUGUUAUGCAGCUCUUGUGUCCAUCUGGAAUAAAGAACAUGCAACUUAUCCUUGCCUGCCAGGUCAUUCAGAAAAAUGCUCUUUUGGCAGCUGUUCAGCAAGCCUCAUUUUGUUACCUGGUCCAGCCUACCCAUACCCUGGACAUAAAGGGAGGAAACGUAAGUCUUACAAGUCAGAGGAGUUCAGCAAGUGGAAGAAAUUCAGUGUCUGGAAGCCAAGCAGAGGAUCAGCUGCUGCCAGCAACUACGCCGAACACGUUGUUUUCUGGGCAUUCUUCAGGUUUACGCCGUGCCUUUCACAGGCCUCCUGAAGCUUUUAUUUCCAUUCAGCUGGAGAAACUGGGGCCCCGAAAUAUGAUGCUGAACACUUUCAUCCAAAAGAAGGAAAUGCUGGGCAGCAGAAUGCAAAACCCUGAUGAAGUUCUGGAACUCAAAAGAGACGUUAUUGCUGAAUAUUGUCUUAAGCUGAAUGAGCGUGUGUCCCAGCAUGCCCUGAGAGGUCAGCUCAUUGCAUACUACAAUAGCCUAAGAAGCCUCUUAAAUGAUUUUCCUGUCAUCAGAGACAAGUACUUUAUAAUUGGAGUCUCUCAAGGAAAAAAGGAGGAGCAAGACUUAAAGGAAAACCUUGUACCUGAUCCCAGAUGCUUCCAUCCUCGACCACACCAUUUGCUGUCUCCAGAUGGACUCACCUUCCUUAACCUGUGGUUCAUCCCUCACCCUGCUGAAGUGCUGAUUAUGUUCAAGAUGCUUCCAGAGAAGGCUGCUCUCAGAGCUCUCCACCUAAGCCUAGAAAUUGUCGGUGCAUUUCAUGACGUGGUUUCAUAUCUCCUGGCUUUUGCUCAAUUAGGAAAUUCACCAAACUCUUCUUGUGCCUUAAACCCAGAGCCUCUGACCUCAGACUGGGGAGGAACUGAAAGGAUUGGAAGUGAACUUCAAGAGAUACAGAAAAUGAUUGACAGCCUCCAGAAUCCACUAGAUCCCAGUGAAGUAGCCCAGCUGCUAGCUGCUCACAGAGAAGUGAUGUUUCUACAGUUUGAUGCAGCAAUCCGACAUCGACUACGGGAGACAUUUUUGUCCUCAGGGAAUGUUUCAGCCUACCAGAAUGUUACAGACAGGAUAUCCCAUGCGCUGCCUCCACUUAGUAACUCCAUGAUUCGGAGUGCAUUUUCUUCACAGCUAUGGCUCCCACAGUUUCUGGAUCCUCAAAGCUGCAGGACACUCAUGCAUUUUCCUUGGAGGACAUUCCUAAUGGAUGCAGGAUUGUUUCCAGUCACUAUCAACAACUCAAUUAAUGUAAAUUACAACAUGCAGCUGUGCCUUUGCAACCUGAGUGAUGCAGACCGAAAAGUUGCUCAUGGGGAGCUGACUGCAAUGCAGUUUCUAAUGGAGGAUGUCUUGCAGAACUGCUACAGCUGUGCUGUGGAAGAUCACACUGAUUGUCAAGCCUCAUUAGCUAAGAGCAAGCAGAACUUGGCAGAAAUGAUUGACACAAGUACUAACUGGUUGCAAAGCAGCAAAAAAAUGUGCAAACUAUUGCUGAGGCAUCAGGAUCCAAUCCUAUCAUGUAUCUUACUGAGAUCUUUCCUGAUACUGUGGAAGCAAGUGGAAAUGUUAAAGGCAGAAUGGGGCCGGCUGAAGCUGAGGACUGAGGAUAUAAAUACAGUUCCUCUCUACAAAGAGUUUUGUGAGCAAUAUGGCACGGACAUCUUGUACCCAGCCAUGAAAGCCAUAGCCAGACAAAUGGGCACAGAGGAGCACUUUGGAGGGCCUGUUACAAGCACUCAGCAUAUACUUCUCCCAAAAGGAGCAUCAGAAAUUGAAAUCAAAGUGUAUCAGCUUCAAAAGCUCCUAGAAAGCCUGGAAAUCCACAUGAUCCAUGAUGUGCAGAAGAAGAUUAAACUAGAGAUGACUCUGGUGACAUCUGAAAGAGCCAGACAAGAGAGCAGCCUCCCCACUGAGCUCUGGAAACACAGGGUAAUGCAAGAAAAUUUCUCAGUUGUACGACCACAGAUAGUUGAAACAUUUGUUCAAAGCCUGAUGGAAAACUACCAAGAAUCAGAUACAGAGGUUACUUUUAAAAAAAGCCAUUUACAACAGUGUCUUACUGUACUGGGCUGUGACAUCAUGGCGAGAGAACGCAGCAACUUUGAGACCUACUCCAUGUUUUAUGAAAAUAUUCUCCAGCAACUGCAUCAUCUACUUUACCAAAAAGAACAAGAGCUGCAUGCGGUGGAAGAAGGUGGCAACCAAGGUGAUAUGGCUCUGAUGCAGAUUGCAGGGCUGAGUCAUGGAAUGAUUAUGGAAAUAACUGCUCUCAGAGCCCAGGUCGUUGACUUAGAGGAAGAAAAUCUCAGUCUCAAAGAGAAGAUAAGGAAAGAAGUACGGGAUGAAUACGAAUCAUUAGUGCAGAACCUAUUUGUGACUUGUGUCCAUCUAAAAGGGAAGUUGGAUGUCUAUCGACUUAGCAUUGAGCAACGAGUGCUUGAAAUCGUCAGUGAAGUGAGAAGGGAAGGAGUUGACAAUAUGAUUGAUCUGAAGAAAAAGUUUGGCUCCUCUGAAAAUAAUGCUGACUUGAAAGAAUACUUGUCUCAACAGGAACAGCUGCAGCUCUUGCAGGAAGAAAAUAUCAGGCUAAGCAAGCUGGUGUGCAAGCUGAAGGCUCUGAACUGUUGGAAGCAAACCACUCAGAAGGCACGGCUCUCUGCAAAACUGAAAGAUGCUGAGAAGGAAGCUGUUCAAAACAAAAAAGAGUGUCUGAAUGCUAAGAUGAUGGCAGAACAAGAGGUGACUUCAUUUGAGGGUCAGCUCACGUCCAUAAGGAAAGCUCUUGUAAAAUCUCAAGCAGAAAACAACAAGCUAAAGAAACUGCUACAUAAACAGAAACAAAUGCUGUUGGAAAUGGGACAUCAGAUAACACAAGAAGCCAGGAAGAGAGAAAUUCUCAGUGCGAUGAAAGCUGAAAAUGUGGAGAAGAUGCUUGAAGAAAUGGAAGAAGAAGAGCAGAGACUGGAAUGCCUGACCAAGGGAGCUGAAAAGUCUUCUAAAAUAGGCCAACUUCAACAAAAAAGGAUCAAAAAAGAAAUGCAGGAGAUGGGAAGCCAGUUAACCCAAGAGUGCAGUUUCAAACUAGAGACCUUCCAGCACGUUGAUGAACUACCUGUUUAUGGCCUGGAAGCUUCCCAGAGGAAUGUGACUGCAGGUUCUGCAGCUCAGGUCCGGAGUAACAGGCCUCCAGCAUCCACUCCGCUUGCGGAUUACAAGUGGUGCCCUUCAAAUCCUGACCCAAGAAGCAGCACCUUAAAAAGAAGAAACACUCAAAGACCAAAGACAGUACCUAGCAGAUGGAAGGAGAGCACGGCAGAGAGGCCAUUACCACACCUAAAUGAAAAGUCUCUUCCUACUGCCUUCCUGCAGCUACAGGAACAGAGGCUGGUCCAGAAGUAAGGCUAAAUAUAUAUAUUUUUAAUCAGUUUGGGGCAUUUCAGAAAUUACCUGAGUUGGCACCCUUGAAUUAAGAGAAGCCCCAGUUACACACAAAUCAAAGGGAGGCAGCAAUCCUCCAGUGAUGUGCACAUACACUUCAACACAUUUGGAUGCAGUGCUACCAGCUACAGCCAGUUAAUCCUCUAACUGGGUGAUGCAGAUCCUCCUGAGCAACAGCAGCACUGCAUGUCCUCCCUUGAUAGUCAGUGCAGCACAGCAAGGCAAGGAUACCAGUCAAAACUAACAGGGUUCCAUUUAUUGUGGUAACCUUGGAACACAGCGGUGCAAAGCACAGCUAAGUUCUCAGAGCAAAAGUGCUUUUAGUUAAACUGCUUCCCUAUUGCAACCAUUGAAUACCACCACAUCCUGCCUGACUGCUUUUACCCCCGGAGGUUGCUGCCUUUGCAGUAAACCUCUAAUGUUUAAAAAUGAAUCAUCGAAAAGUCAGCACCUCUACCUUCCCUAGCACCUUCUUCCCCUUCCCCCUAGAAAGGGGAAGGAGAGCAGCUCCUUGCA